AAUUGACCGCCACCCGUGAGCGAAUCGUUCGCUCGAUCUCGCUCUGUCGAUCGAGUCCGGUUGUGGAAGCCAUUUUAUUCUUGUGAAUGUGACAAAGUAUUUUUUGUGAUUUUCGUACUUAUAGGAAUCGUGUCAAUGUGUACCUCCACUGAGUGUAUUUCGUGACGUGUGAUCGUGCUUCUAAAAUUGAGAAUGUACGUGUUUAAAAUCGGGUUGUGUUGACCUGCCCUGUUUCUUACGCGGUCGCACAGCAGGCAUCGAUUAGUGCAGCAAGGCGGCCUCUAAUAACGGCGAGUCGAGGGUGUAGAACCAGUUUGUGGUGUGCGCCAUGGGCAACAAUGCUGCCACCGCCAAUAAGAAGGUGGACGCCGCCGAAAGCGUCAAGGAGUUCCUUGACCAGGCUAAAGAGGACUUCGAAGAGAAAUGGAAGAAGAAUCCUACCAACACCGCCGGAUUGAACGAUUUCGAGCGGAUAAAAACAUUAGGUACUGGCUCCUUUGGUAGAGUCAUGAUAGUCCAACAUAAACCUACGAAAGAAUAUUAUGCUAUGAAAAUAUUAGAUAAACAGAAAGUCGUAAAAUUGAAGCAAGUUGAACAUACGUUAAACGAGAAGCGAAUUUUACAAGCUAUCAACUUCCCCUUCCUCGUGAGCCUCAAGUUCCAUUUCAAGGACAACUCGAACCUGUACAUGGUGUUGGAGUAUGUGCCAGGCGGUGAGAUGUUCUCGCACCUGCGCAAGGUCGGCCGCUUCUCGGAGCCGCACUCGCGGUUCUACGCAGCGCAAAUUGUGCUAGCGUUUGAAUACCUUCACUAUUUGGACCUCAUUUAUCGGGAUUUGAAGCCUGAAAACCUUCUAAUCGAUUCGCAAGGCUACCUCAAAGUAACAGAUUUUGGUUUUGCAAAGCGUGUCAAGGGCCGUACGUGGACGCUGUGCGGCACGCCCGAAUACCUGGCACCGGAAAUCAUCCUCUCUAAAGGUUACAACAAAGCGGUCGACUGGUGGGCGCUCGGAGUCUUAGUAUACGAAAUGGCGGCUGGCUACCCGCCUUUCUUUGCAGAUCAACCCAUCCAGAUUUACGAAAAAAUCGUUUCGGGUAAGGUUCGGUUCCCCUCCCACUUCGGGUCGGACCUGAAGGACCUCCUCCGCAAUCUACUGCAGGUCGAUCUGACAAAGCGCUACGGCAACCUAAAGGCUGGCGUGAAUGACAUAAAAGGCCACAAAUGGUUUGCCAGCACCGACUGGAUCGCCGUCUUCCAGAAGAAGAUCGAGGCCCCGUUCAUCCCGCGCUGCAAGGGCCCGGGCGACACCAGCAACUUCGACGACUACGAGGAGGAGGCAUUGCGUAUCUCAUCGACUGAGAAGUGUGCGAAGGAGUUUGCCGAGUUCUGAGCGCACAGCUGGUGCCUGCGAGCGGACACUCCCGUGAGUAGGUGUUUUUAGUGAAUCUUCCGUGACAUUGUCGUGGAACGGUGACGAGUGCGACUCUUUGCCGACAGCUUUGGGUGAUUAUAGACGCUGAGGCGGCCCCUGGCUGGCACCCCAAUGUGGAUCAAAUUUGGAGUGUAGGCAAGAUGAUAGUAGAACUGAUUUCCGAUAUUUCGGUGGCGUUCAUUUGCUUAGUGCCCUUUCAAGUUGACAUAACAUACAGCAGGUAGAGGAGCAGCAGUGACCCUUGUUCUGGUGAUAUCCCGAGUGUUACCACUGACACACUGUACCGUGGUGUUCCCCAGCACUCAAUGUCUUGCUACCUGAUUGUUCAUUACGUACAUGGUAGUUUGCUGUUGAUAGCAUUGGGAUGUGGUGAGCUUUAUUAUUAUAUAAUAUUUUUUAUUGUUUUUACGAAAUCAAAAAUACAAUUUUGUAAUAUGUAAUAUUGAUCAAAUUUUUCUUGUUGCUUUUUAAGAUUCACAAUCAAACUUCUCAAUUUCGAUUUAAUCUAUUUACAUCACUUAACCAUCAACUUAGAGCAAUUGCGACAACCAUCACUAAUAAUUUUAGUAGACUACUGAAAUGGAUUUCCUAAAACUAUGUAUUACUUAUCUUGAUGGAAUGUUAUCAUUAAUUGUGUAUAGGUUUUAAUUAAUUGACAUUUCGUUAUUGGUUUUAUUAAUUUAUAAGGUUAUUAAUAUUGUUGUAUCAGUUGAUAUUUUUAACUAAGGAACUAUAACUACAUCAAAUAUUGAAGAGAUUAAUUUAUUGUAUAUGUAUUCAUUGUAGUUGUGUUCACAUGUGCAAUUUGACCUGUGUUUGUGAUCUGAUGUGAGGUUUCAUUUGAAUUUAAGUGUAAUUUGUAUUAGUUCCUUAUUUUGUAGGGUUAAGUGUAGUUACUUUAUCUGUGGAGUCAAACAUACAGAAUGUGCAUGAAUAUACAUCAUGUGAAGUCAGCCUCUCAACAAACUGUGCUAUGUGACCUGGCCUUAUUGCUAGCAUCAGUUUUACAAAAGCAAUAAAUAUUGUUAACUUAAACAUAUUCCAUUUUGCAGCAAUAUUUCUGUCCUGUUAAAUGUUUAUAGUUUUAUACGUUACAACUUGGUAUUCAGCACAAAAUAAGACAUGAGAGAAUUUUUAUAUAUGAGAUAUUGUUUUUGUUAAGAAUAGGAAUAUGUUUAAAGGUACCUAGUGUUAGAUCCUUGAGCGCGGCGUCGCGGCGCGUCGAUAUCUUGUCAUUGAGACUGAUGUUAUCAAUAAGCGUGUUUAUAAUGAGAAGUAACGCCAUUAUUAUCAGGUUCAGCUAUUAAUUUUGGUCCCACCAUUCUGUGGAGUGUGUGAUUCAGCAAUGGUUAAUUGGCAAUGUUUAUUAUAAAGUUUGUUAGCUAUUAGAUGUAGGACUUUGAAUCCAGGCUGUACAAAUAAAUAUCUAGUAAUUCGUAGUGCAUUUUACAUUGUGUACAUUGUGAGCGUCUGUGGUAAUAGUUAUUAGGUUGGAAAUCAUGGGAAGGUUACUUAACCGCUCUGUGCACAUUCAUAUUUAUUAUAAAAUGUUACUGAUGUGACUUGAGCUAUGUCUGAUGCAUAUGAUUGUUGUCUUUGAGUUAGUACUAUGCUCGUUCUAACAAUUGGAACUGGUCAACUUAUAAUAACUACUUGUAAAUCAUAUCAAAUUGUACACUAAAUUGAACAUUUUGAGUCAACAUAUAUUGUAAAUGCAUUCUCAAUCUUUUUUAUGAUCAAUCAAUGUCGAACUUCAAUAAUGAAUUUAUAUUCAAAUCGCUUAUUUAUAUUAUAUAUUUUCUUACUAAGCACUUUGCUUAGAUAAACAAUGUCUUAUGGUGAAAUGUCUAUUGGCAAUUUAAAAAGCCAUAAAAUCAUGUUAUUUUUUAUAUUAUUUAGUUUAUAAAUCAUUACCUAUUUACUUGGUGCCAUAUUUAUAAUUUGAAAAUGGUCCUAUUGUGUAAAUAUUUAGAUAAUCAAUGUUUUUAUUCUCUUUAUAUUAUUCAAAUUAUUGCCUACUUCUUGACAGUAUACUGCUGUGCUAAAUCGGUACUCUUAUCGCAUAUAUUAUGUCAGUAUUAAACUUUGCACCUUUUUAAAUAAUCAAUAAGUAUGUCUUGAAGUAUCAGUGAAUAGUAGAACAAUACUUAAGUAGCUAGUCACUUCAUAUUUGUUAAUUUUUAAAUAAAACUAUGCUAUGUUUCUAAAGUGGCAAUGUUGAAAGCUUGGUGUCCAAACACUUAGAUAUUUAUUAAGAUUUAGCUAGUAGAAUUUAUAGAUUAGUUUAUAUCAAAGUUUUAAAAGUGAGAGUAGACCAAUUCUAAGUGAAAAUCAUGGUACAUUACUGUAGCAAUGUUCAAGUCAAACUGUUAAUUAAUGAUUCUCAGAUAGCUUUCUAGACAUUGUUCAGAGCGACAGUUUUUUAGUGAGAUGUAUUAUCUGUUUUCUAUUGUCUGAGCUGAUUGCCUGUGGACUAAUGAAAUAUUACUACUUUACUUUAGUAAGAAAGUGACAUUCACCAAUUAGACAUUGUUUAACGAUUCUAGCGUUAUUUCGAAAUUCGCGUAAUCUAAUUCGUACAGUUCCGUAGUGUCAACGCAACUUUUGAUUUCUAAGUAUUGUAUUGACUAAUAAGAGUAUCUGAUGUGUACCCCUCGUUGCAGUCAUUGUAUAUAACUGUAGAGUGAUCGUAUCCCCAGUAAUUAGGAGGUUCGGUAUCAGCUUUGAUAACCGCAGUCACAUUUCAUUCCAAUUAGCUUCACAACUUGCUCAUUGACACAAUAUGAACGUUCUAAUGUGAACAUUUUAAGCCAUUUUGGAUAUUAUAAACAUUAGUGUGACAGUAUGUGUAUUUGCGAGCCGUCGUCUUUUUAUAUCUGUGCGUAUUAAAUAUUCAAAUGUUCACAUCUAGAUCUAUUAUAUCGAGUGCCUAUAGCAUUGAAAGUUCAAGUGUAAAAAGUCAGUUAAUUUCAGUAAUUAUUUGUCACCAUGUAUUGAUCUUCCAUAAAAUUACGAUGAAAUUAAAAUAUCGAUGUAACAGUA
This is a messenger RNA of Trichoplusia ni (cabbage looper), 4474 nucleotides long. It is a transcript of the gene Pka-C1, whose product is annotated as cAMP-dependent protein kinase catalytic subunit. Gene Ontology annotation, biological process: peptidyl-serine phosphorylation. Gene Ontology annotation, molecular function: cAMP-dependent protein kinase activity; ATP binding. Gene Ontology annotation, cellular component: cAMP-dependent protein kinase complex; nucleus. The transcript has a single exon. NCBI's taxonomy places the organism in Eukaryota, Metazoa, Arthropoda, Insecta, Lepidoptera, Noctuidae. Bases 329 to 1390 code for a protein of 353 amino acids. The record is from RefSeq and is a predicted model, not a curated record.